Molecule: messenger RNA, 1461 nt
Organism: Acanthosepion pharaonis
Lineage: Eukaryota; Metazoa; Mollusca; Cephalopoda; Sepiida; Sepiidae
Source: the annotation of a GenBank genome assembly
AUGAAUAAUAAAUAUUUUUCGUUGAUCUAUCUAUCUAUCUAUCUAUCUAUCUAUCUAUCUAUCUAUCAGGCGAAAAUAAGUUUUAGUGCUGGCAGAACACAAACAAGCGUAGAAAAAUAUCGAACAUUGUUAAUUCUGUUUUCCCAACCGAUAACCGUUACGCACCUAGCACUUUGCACGUCAUUUUCUCUCUCACCCAUUCACUCUCUCCCCUUUCUCUCCCCCUUUCUCUCUCUCACCUUAGCUUUCUACCUUUCUCUCUCUCUCUCCUUCUUUCUUUCUCUCUCUUCCUUUCUUUCCCUAUAUCUACCUUUCUCUUUCUCCUUUUCGCUCUCUGCCCAAUUCACUCUCUCCCCUUUCUCUCUGUCUUUUUCUCUCUCCUUUCACUCUCCCUUUCUCUCUCUCCCUUUAGCUUUCUACCUUUCUCUCUCUCUCCUUCUCUCUCCCCUUCUUUCUCUCUCUCUCCCUUUCUUUCCCUAUAUCUACCUUUCUCUUUCUCCUUUCCGCUCUCUCCCCUUCUCACCCACUUUCUCUCUCUUCCUCCCUUUCCUUCUCCCCUUCAUCUCUCCUUUUUUCUCUAUCUCCCUUUCUCUCUCACUUCUUAAUAUCUAUCGCUCACUAAAUCGGUCGUUCUGUCUCGCUCUGUUCAUAUCUCUAUCUAUCUAUCUAUCUAUCUAUCUAUCUAUCUAUCUAUCUAUCUACAGGACAUCGUCCACUGAUGGUGACACCAUUCAACAAGUAGAAACUGACAUCUUACGGAGACAGUGGGGUCUUUUUUCAGUCAUCAUCACCCUAUCUCUCUCUCUCUAUCUCUCUCUCUCUCUCUAUCUAUCUAUCUAUCUAUCUAUCUAUAAUGUUUAUAUUUACCUAUCUCUCCCAGUUUGUUCAUAUCUAUCUAUCUAUCUAUCUAUCUAUCUAUCUAUCUAUCUAUCUAUGUUUAUAUCUACCUAUCUCUCCAGUUUGUUUCUAUCUAUCUAUCUAUCUAUCUAUCUAUCUAUCUAUCUAUCUAUCUAUCUAUCUAUCCUAGUUUGUUCAGAUCUAUCUAUCUAUCUAUCUAUCUAUCUAUCUAUCUAUCUAUCUAUCUAUCUAUCCCAGAUUGUUCAUAUCUAUCUAUCUAUCUAUCUAUCUAUCUAUCUAUCUAUCUAUCUAUCUACCCCAGAUUGUUCAUAUCUAUCUAUCUAUCUAUCUAUCUAUCUAUCUAUCUAUCUAUCUAUCUAUCUAUCUAUCUAUAAUGUUUAUAUUUACCUAUCUCUCCCAGUUUGUUCAUAUCUAUCUAUCUAUCUAUCUAUCUAUCUAUCUAUCUAUGUUUAUAUCUACCUAUCUCUCCAGUUUGUUUAUAUCUAUCUAUCUAUCUAUCUAUCUAUCUAUCUAUCUAUCUAUCCCAGAUUGUUCAUAUCUAUCUAUCUAUCUAUCUAUCUAUCUAUCUAUCUAUCUAUCUAUCUAUCUAUCUAUCUAUCCUAG